AUGGUGGCCACAUCGGACUGCGCUGAAAAAUCCAGACCAGGAAACAAGGUAUCCAAACCUGUCAUGGAAAAGAAGAGAAGAGCUCGAAUAAAUCAGUGUUUGGACCAACUGAAGUCUCUUCUGGAGAGCUACUACAGCACCAGUAUUCGGAAGCGCAAACUGGAAAAAGCAGACAUCUUGGAGCUCACCGUGAAACAUCUAAGGAACAUCCAAAAGAUCCAAAGCUUCACCGCGGCAGCAUCCGACUUUUCUGAUUACAACACCGGUUUCCGCAGCUGCCUUGCAAACGUCAACCAGUACCUGCUGACGGCAGAAGGCCUGACCGGGAGCGAUCACUGGAUGCUGUCGCAGCUCUCCAGCAGACUGUGCCGCUCUCGGAGGAGAGCCGCCGCCUUCAGCACCAUGGACAGCGGCCGGGACCGGGAGGAGGCGCCGGCCGAGGCGCAGCGGCUCCCCUCAUCCACAGACCGGCUCAAGGACGGAAACACGCCCCAGUCCGCUCCUCCGAAGCUCCAAAAUACAUCCACACCUGUUUUACUACGGAGAGAAGACACAUGCCAGCCAUCUGGAGCCGUACAGACUGGACUCAGCUCGGCACCUGCAGGAAACACCACUGAGAAGAACUCCAGUCCGAAAAACUUUGACUUUCACAGCCACAGACAUGAAGCUGUAAAUACUCCGCAGAGCGUGUGGAGGCCUUGGUAG
Molecule: messenger RNA, 705 nt
Organism: Salarias fasciatus (jewelled blenny)
Lineage: Eukaryota; Metazoa; Chordata; Actinopteri; Blenniiformes; Blenniidae
Gene: hes3
Product: hairy-related 3
Exons: 4
Coding region: 1-705 (234 amino acids)
Biological process (GO): regulation of DNA-templated transcription
Molecular function (GO): protein dimerization activity; DNA binding
Source: RefSeq, a predicted model, not a curated record